Galleria mellonella (greater wax moth) is the source of this 1519-nucleotide messenger RNA. RefSeq names its product protein shifted (gene shf). Gene Ontology annotation, cellular component: cell surface; extracellular region. The transcript has 8 exons. Gene Ontology annotation, molecular function: signaling receptor binding. Lineage: Eukaryota; Metazoa; Arthropoda; Insecta; Lepidoptera; Pyralidae. Gene Ontology annotation, biological process: anatomical structure development. Bases 209 to 1321 code for a protein of 370 amino acids. The record is from RefSeq and is a predicted model, not a curated record.
CAAAAGCACAAAUGUAGACAGUCUGUGUUGAACCACAGUUGUGUGCAGACACGUAUCGGUGUUUCAAUUUUAAAAGAUAUAAACACGUUCGCGAAGUGUGCAGCAAGUGAAGUUUAAAAGUGUGAACGUAUAUGCUUUGUCUUCAAUUAAAAAUUAAAAUAAAGCGUCCACAGAUUAAUUUAUUAUUUAAGGGGCAUCGACUGUGACAAUGUGGCGGUCGGCAUCGACAGGCGCGCGCUUGGUGGCGGGGCUCGCGCUUGCUAUGUCGCUGACGUUAGGCGCCGGCCGCCGCGGGCAUAGGGAUCCAGAGGCACGCCAGCACUCCGACAUAUCGCUGUGGAUAGACGAGCGACAAGUCCGCAUGUUCAGUGGCAUAUCAAUGCAAAUAUUCGCAAUAAUGAACGGCCACAUAUCGCCGUACAUACUGGACCCGAACUUCUCGCUGAAGCUGCCCGUCAUACCCUCGGAGGUGGGUUACGUAAACUUCACGUGGAAGUCCAGGAAGAGAUACGAGUACAACUUCGACACACUGACGUCGUCCGACCUCAAAGUGUUGAAGCCGCCGGUUCUCUCCAUCAAAACUAAAGGCCGGGUGCCUAAAACGCCUAAAGAGUUCAGUAUAUUUUUACCGUGUGUGGGCAACAGUAGCGGCGUAGCAUCCUUCGGUAUAAGUCUAGAACUCAAAACGGUACAUAAUGUAUCGCUAAAAGGCACCCCAUUAAAGUUAAGUCUAAAGAAGGAAUGCGCACAGAGAGGUGUGUAUUUAGAAAGGACAGAACCGGAUCCGGAAUGCGACAAAAAAUGUGCUAAUCAAGGUCGGUGCAACCAUGAAAAAAUAUGCCAGUGCCCCGAUGGGUAUAUGGGGCAGCAUUGCCGUACUGCGCUUUGUUACCCCCAGUGCUUGAAUGGCGGUAACUGUACAGCACCGGGGGUGUGCUCAUGCCCGCCGGGGUAUCAAGGCAGGAAUUGUGAAGGAGGUAUAUGCUCACAGAAGUGUUUGAAUGGUGGCAAAUGCAUACAAAAAGAUACCUGCCAGUGCACUAAAGGGUAUUAUGGAUUAAGGUGUGAAUUCUCAAAAUGUGUAAUCCCAUGUCUGAACGGUGGACGGUGCAAAGGUGUGAACAAAUGCCGCUGCCCCAUCGGCUUCGGCGGGGACCAUUGCGAAGUGGGGAUGCGCGGGGGUGAAUGCACGCGACCCUGCUGGCACGGGACGUGCGUCGGCGGCGUGUGCCAGUGCGAGCCUGGCUGGUGGGGGCGGAACUGUCGGCGCUCAUAUGGCUCAUCUGAAGAAUCCAGUGAACGUAAACCCAGACCGCGAUGAUGAAACAAAAUUAUUGUUGCAAAUAAUAUAACUAUUUACUUAAUAAGUAAUGAUGUGAUUUCUUAAUUUUAUUAUUUUAAUUUUUAUAUACAUAACUUUAUGUAAAUGAAAUACUUAUUAAUAAUUAGUCAUUUAGAUUGUAAGUUCUAUGUCAUUUAGGUUAAAAAAAAUGCAAUAUAAAAUGAUAAGAGAUUAUAA